Molecule: messenger RNA, 2219 nt
Organism: Cynocephalus volans (Philippine flying lemur)
Lineage: Eukaryota; Metazoa; Chordata; Mammalia; Dermoptera; Cynocephalidae
Gene: TM9SF2
Product: transmembrane 9 superfamily member 2
Exons: 17
Coding region: 173-2164 (663 amino acids)
Biological process (GO): protein localization to membrane
Cellular component (GO): membrane
Source: RefSeq, a predicted model, not a curated record
CGGUUCGGUUUCUGUUGCGGAACUCGCGGUGUCUCCUAGCGCAACCGGAACUAGCCGUCGCGGGGCUGGCCUCCCUCAUCUCCGGCGGCCUUGUCGUCGCCUCGGAGCCUCCCUGUCCCUCCUUCCCUCUUCACUCCCUAAGCUCGGCUGCCCUUUCCCCGAAACAGCCGUCAUGAGCGCGAGGCUCUCGGCGUCGUCUCCACCUCGGUGGCCGCGGCUGUUGCUGCUGUCGCUGCUCUUCCUGGGGGCGGACCCGGGCCCGCGCCGAGGAGCCGCUUUCUACCUGCCUGGCCUGGCGCCCGUUAACUUCUGCGACGAAGGGAAAAAGAGCGACGAGUGCAAGGCUGAAAUAGAACUAUUUGUGAACAGGCUUGACUCAGUGGAAUCUGUUCUUCCUUAUGAAUAUACAGCGUUUGAUUUUUGCCAAGCAUCAGAAGGAAAACGCCCAUCUGAAAAUCUUGGUCAAGUGUUAUUUGGGGAAAGAAUUGAACCUUCACCAUAUAAGUUUACAUUUAAUAAGGAGGAGACCUGUAAGCUUGUUUGUAUGAAAACAUACCAUACAGAGAAAGCUGAAGACAAACACAAGUUAGAAUUCUUGAAAAAAAGCAUGUUACUAAAUUAUCAACAUCACUGGAUUGUGGAUAAUAUGCCUGUCACAUGGUGUUACGAUGUUGAAGAUGGUCAGAGGUUCUGUAAUCCUGGAUUUCCUAUUGGCUGUUACAUUACUGAUAAAGGCCAUGCAAAAGAUGCCUGUGUUAUUAAUUCAGAAUUCCAUGAAAGAGAUACAUUUUACAUCUUCAACCAUGUUGACAUCAAAAUAUAUUAUCAUGUUGUUGAAACCGGGUCCACAGGAGCAAGAUUAGUGGCUGCUAAACUUGAACCAAAAAGCUUUAAACACACCCAUAUAGAUAAACCAGACUGCUCUGGACCCCCCAUGGAUAUAAGUAACAAGGCUUCUGGGGAGAUCAAAAUUGCCUAUACUUAUUCUGUUAGUUUCCAGGAAGAUAAAACUAUCAGAUGGGCAUCUAGAUGGGACUAUAUUCUGGAAUCUAUGCCUCAUACACACAUUCAGUGGUUCAGCAUAAUGAAUUCCCUGGUUAUUGUCCUCUUCUUGUCUGGAAUGGUAGCAAUGAUUAUGUUACGGACACUGCACAAAGAUAUUGCCAGAUAUAAUCAAAUGGAUUCUACGGAGGAUGCCCAGGAAGAAUUUGGCUGGAAACUAGUUCAUGGUGAUAUAUUCCGUCCUCCAAGAAAAGGGAUGCUGCUAUCAGUCUUUCUAGGAUCCGGGACACAGAUUUUAAUUAUGACUUUUGUGACUCUAUUUUUUGCUUGCCUGGGAUUUUUGUCACCUGCCAAUCGAGGAGCACUGAUGACAUGUGCUGUGGUCUUGUGGGUGCUGCUGGGCACGCCUGCAGGCUAUGUUGCUGCCAGAUUCUAUAAGUCCUUUGGAGGUGAGAAGUGGAAAACCAAUGUUUUAUUGACAUCAUUUCUUUGUCCUGGGAUUGUUUUUGCUGACUUCUUUAUAAUGAAUCUGAUUCUCUGGGGAGAAGGAUCUUCAGCAGCUAUUCCUUUCGGAACAUUGGUUGCCAUAUUGGCCCUUUGGUUCUGCAUAUCUGUGCCCCUGACAUUUAUUGGUGCAUACUUUGGUUUUAAGAAGAAUGCCAUUGAACACCCAGUUCGAACCAAUCAGAUUCCACGUCAGAUUCCUGAGCAGUCGUUCUACACAAAGCCUUUGCCUGGUAUUAUCAUGGGAGGGAUUUUGCCCUUUGGCUGCAUCUUUAUACAGCUUUUCUUCAUUCUGAAUAGUAUAUGGUCACAUCAGAUGUAUUACAUGUUUGGUUUCCUGUUUCUGGUGUUUAUCAUUCUGGUUAUUACAUGUUCUGAAGCAACUAUACUUCUUUGCUAUUUCCACCUAUGUGCAGAGGAUUAUCAUUGGCAGUGGCGUUCAUUCCUUACCAGUGGCUUUACUGCAGUUUAUUUCUUAAUAUAUGCAAUACACUACUUCUUUUCAAAACUGCAAAUCACAGGAACAGCAAGUACAAUUCUAUACUUUGGUUAUACCAUGAUAAUGGUUUUGAUCUUCUUUCUUUUUACAGGAACAAUUGGCUUCUUUGCAUGCUUUUGGUUUGUUACCAAAAUAUACAGUGUGGUGAAGGUUGACUGAAGAAACCCAGUGUGUCCAGUUAAAACAGAAAUAAAUUAAAUUCUUCAUCAACAAA